Messenger RNA from Somion occarium, 1113 nucleotides. The record is from the annotation of a GenBank genome assembly. NCBI's taxonomy places the organism in Eukaryota, Fungi, Basidiomycota, Agaricomycetes, Polyporales, Cerrenaceae.
GUCGAGCAUGUCCCUCAGAAAGGCCCAUCAAUGGAAGUGAAAUGGGCGUCUGACACCGUCCAGACCUCGAGCGCAGCCAUGUCCUGGCGUGUCCGGAACGUCAACCGUAGUAACCUACACUCAUCAUUCGUAGGGACGACUGACCAGUUCUUACAACGUACGAGUGAAAAGCUAUUAUAUAUAUGCGUUCAUUUCAAAAUUGACACCACUUACGCAUUCAGUUGUGCAACAUGGAUCACGGUGACCACGGCGGACACGGUGGACACGAAAUGCCCAGUAUGCCAACGCGAAGGUGUUCGAUGAACAUGUUAUGGUAUGUCCUCAUCAACACCCUUAGAUUCCCUUCCCUCAAUCAAAGACAUUUCAACGACAGGAACACCCAAAUCGAAGACACAUGUAUCGUCUUCCGCUCCUGGCACAUUUCAAGCACAACCGCAUUCGUCUUUUCAUGCCUCAUCGUAGUGGCACUUGGAGUCCUAUACGAAUGGCUCCGCCGAGCGCAGAGUAACCUUGAUGUCAAGAUCGCUGCAAGCUUGAGCGCACAAGGGAAGGGCAAAGGUCGAAGUGGGGUGAGUGGACGAAGCAGCCCUGAAGUCGAUAGUGAAGAGGCGGGUUUGUUGACUGGUUUGCGGGUGGUUAAGGAACAUACUGGAACGACUGUUCCCCUCACUGCUCGGUUAACGCGAGCUUUCUUAUAUGGCUUGACAGUCUUCCUGUCAUUCUUCCUCAUGCUGGUGUUCAUGACAUAUAACGCAUAUCUCAUUCUGGCCGUUGUCGUCGGGGCCGCUAUCGGGCAUUUCGUAUUCAACCCUCAGAUGGACGUGGAAGGUAUCCUAGCAGGAUCAUCCGCUUCCGGAAAGGGUAUGGCUUGUCACUGAGAGGGUUUCUGUAUUAUUUAGAUAUACUGGUCGGAUGGUUUGAUACCUUGUAUCAAUGCUCUCUCGGUUUCUUCAAAGUUGCUUUCAGUAUGAUUACCAUUUAAACAGUCGCGCUAUGUCAGAGCACCAUGCCCAAAAGAUUGCAGAAGAUGACAAUAUUACAUACAAUACAAUCUACACGUAAAGCAGGAAUGUAACGCGCGUAGAGCUCCACCUGCUGCACAUUGUGAGCGAC